This is a messenger RNA of Oncorhynchus gorbuscha (pink salmon), 2962 nucleotides long. RefSeq names its product F-box/LRR-repeat protein 14-like. Lineage: Eukaryota; Metazoa; Chordata; Actinopteri; Salmoniformes; Salmonidae. The transcript has a single exon. Gene Ontology annotation, cellular component: SCF ubiquitin ligase complex. The record is from RefSeq and is a predicted model, not a curated record. Gene Ontology annotation, molecular function: protein binding. The coding region runs from base 681 to 1892 and encodes 403 amino acids. Gene Ontology annotation, biological process: SCF-dependent proteasomal ubiquitin-dependent protein catabolic process.
UGUAACAUGUCUAACUUUUUAAUAUUUAUGUUGUUAAUUUGGACCUAUUACAUUUAUUACGUAUCUAUCUCUAUCGUAUUUAUCUCGUAUUAAUGUCAAUCGUUUAUGUGUAUUGUUUUUGUACCCCACCAAAGCAAGGAAGUGCUGCUGACUGUUUCUGCGUAGCAAGCUAGUUUGAAAUGGUUGGUCAGACAAAGGCUGCACAGGAAGAAUCCCACAACAGAACCGAAAUGCUAAUAGAAACGUUGUAUUUUAAUCGAUGACACAGAAGAAACAGAUACUGCGGUUUUCAUAAAUACAUUUCUACUUUUUGUUUUGAAAAUGAACGACCGACUGGAUCCGUUUGAAGAACGACAGCGGUCAUCUGACUUGAAAUUGGGUAGAGUCGCCUGACCGUCACUGUUUUCCGCCUUUAAGUACGCUAACUAACGUUAGCUAUCCCAAGUUUUUGUAGGACGUAGCUAGCUAUCUCAUUUGAUUAGAAUAAUAUCAUUAUAACCUAGCUAUUAUAACACAACCUCCACACUUCUUGUUGGACAUGCAUUAUGAAGAGAUGGCUGGACUUUGAACAGGUUAUUUUCCUGAGUAACAUUACCUAAUUUAGCUAGCUAACAGUUAGCUAGCCUACUCGAAUAAGCGGAUACCUGGUUAGUUUUUAUCUAACCUCUCCCUUUCCAAACAUGUUUGAAAUGGAAACGCACAUAUCUGGCCUCUUCCCGGAAAUUUUAGCUAUAAUUUUCAGUUACUUGGACGUAAGGGACAAAGGUAGGGUUGCCCAAGUGUGUGCGGCCUGGAGGGACGCUUCGUAUCACAAGUCUGUGUGGAGGGGGGUGGAAGCGAAGUUGCAUCUGCGGAGGGCCAACCCGUCCCUGUUCCCCAGCCUCCAUACCCGAGGCAUUAGGAAGGUCCAGAUCCUAAGCUUGCGACGAAGCCUAAGCUAUGUAAUCCAGGGGCUGCCAAACAUCGAAAGCCUUAACCUAUGUGGCUGUUUUAACCUCACGGACAACGGCCUCGGACAUGCGUUUGUUCAAGACAUCCCGUCCUUGCGAAUCCUCAACCUCAGCCUUUGCAAACCAAUCACAGACUCAAGCCUGGGUAGGAUUGCCCAGUAUCUCAAAAACCUGGAGGUGCUGGAACUUGGAGGCCUCAGUAACAUCACCAACACAGGCCUUCUUCUCAUUGCCUGGGGCUUGCACAAACUCAAGAGCCUUAACUUGCGGAGCUGCAGGCAUGUGUCAGACGUCGGCAUUGGUCACCUGGCUGGGAUGACCCGAAGCGCUGCCGAAGGCUGCCUUUCCCUGGAGCAGAUGACACUACAGGACUGCCAGAAACUGACAGACCUGUCCCUCAAACACGUCUCCAAGGGACUAGCCAAGCUCAAGGUGCUCAACCUCAGCUUCUGUGGAGGCAUAUCGGAUGCAGGUAUGAUCCAUCUGUCGAACAUGAAUCACCUGUCAAGCCUCAACCUGCGGUCCUGUGACAACAUCAGUGACAUGGGCAUCAUGCACCUGGCCAUGGGGUCUCUGCAGCUCUCUGGCCUGGAUGUUUCCUUCUGCGACAAGAUAGGUGACCAGAGCCUGGCCUACAUCGCCCAGGGGCUGUACCAGCUCAAGUCUCUGUCCCUGUGCUCCUGCCACAUCAGUGACGACGGGAUCAACCGGAUGGUGCGUCAGAUGCACGAGCUCAAGACGCUGAACAUUGGGCAGUGUGUACGCAUCACUGACAAGGGGCUGGAGCUAAUUGCUGACCACCUGACGCAGCUCACUGGUAUCGACCUGUAUGGGUGUACCAAAAUCACCAAGCGGGGCCUGGAGAGGAUAACGCAGCUCCCGUGCCUUAAAGUUUUAAACCUGGGACUCUGGCAGAUGACGGAGAGUGAGAAAGUUAGGUGAAAGCCAAACUGGGAUGAACUGCCAAGUGGGGUUUUCACUGUAAUAUUUUUCAUCCACAGAGAUUACCUGAGCGGAACAGCUCGUAGACUAUUACAUUAUCUUUAAUAGCUACAAUACUGUGACUUAAUUUUAGCAGAAGGAAACACUUUUUAAACAUUCACUGUCACAGCAAUAUUCCACCCCUUAUUUUGGUAAAAUUGCUUUCUUAUUUCAGUGUUAACUAUCCUGUCCCUGUAUCACAUCUAUAAGGUUUUGACUAGCUACCUCAUCCAUUCAAGAAACUGUACUGUCUGGGACACAACCACACUACCACAGCAUCUUUCCAUGCAAAACGAACUCAUUUUUAAACUUUCCCUUUAACUGUUUACCAGUAUUGAUGAUAGACAUGACUCAUGCAAAACAUCUCUGUUCAAACACAGUCCUUAACACUGCACAAAGGCGUUAACGUCUUGGAUUGAAGGUGUGAGCAGGGGAUUCCUUCAGCUAAAGUAUUUUGCUUAUGUUAAUGAAGGUAUUUUUAAUGAAUGGCUGUAGUCCAGAACAUUGUACUUCAAAUUGAAGUGUUUUGUUUUUUAAUUGGUAGUUCCCAUUCCUGAGGAGUUACACUGUAUCAAACAUUGUAAUAUGCCUUACUCCAGCUUGUCAACAUGAACAGUGUGGAUAUGACAGGGGUAAACUGCCUUUUCCUCCUGGGAACUUUAGAAUGGAGAGUGGAAAUAGACUUUGGGCUCAAUUCAAUCUGUAUCGCGGAAGUUGUUACAGCAUGAUUGAAAUUUGAAGGCACUUUUCCCACGUUAGUGGAGACUGCCUUCACGGUAAACGCUGCAAAUGUCGGCACAAUCGGAAAUAACCUUUAAAUCUUUGAGCAAUCUAAUGCUUCAGCGAUAGAUUGAAUAAAGCCCUUUAUCUUGUCCUUGGUUAUCAAGAAUAUGUAUUUCUGUAUGCAACAUAUCAAUAACCUACAUAUUUUCUCCUGUAAAGCCUCCAAGGAAAGAUAUGAGUGUUAAGGCUAAUUUAAAAUGUUUAUAUUCAUACGAUAGUGAUAUUUAUUAAUAAAAACGCACAAUGUU